AUGAGGCUGGUAAUGAUUAGGUUUGGGGAGAAGAGACAGGGUAUUGUGUGGGUAUUUGCGUGUUUUCAUAAGUACAGAUUGCAAAGUAGGGGUCCAGUGGAUUUGAUCAGUCCCACAGAUGUUUUAGCACCCUCAGUGCAUUUUGGGGGAGGGCUGUCCAUCAGUUUCCAAGGCGUCUGUGAUCCCAGAAUAGUGGGUGUUGCUGAUGUCCGAGAGAGGCAGUACGGCACUGAAAGCACUGAGGGCGACUGCGUGUCUGUGGGGCUGGGCAGGUCGAGUGUGAGACUGGAGACUGCAAACAGGGAACGCGUCCAUGUCUGUUUAUGGGCAGCUCGGGGAAGGGCAUUCAGCGUGGAAUCCUCAGAGGCAAGGCCUGGACGAGAGGAGUGGGAGCCGAUAGAAAUCGAUGGCUCCCUGCCAAGUCUCUCCACCCUGCUGGUUUUUACUCUGUCUUACUUGGUAUCUCUCUGUGCAGGGGCCUUGAACAUCUGUGAAGAAAUAACUAUCCUGCAUGGGGGCUUCUUGCUGGCCGAGCAGCUGUUCCACCCCAAAGUAUUGGCAGACUUGGCAAAGUCUGACUGGGAACAUGUUGGGAGGCCCAUUGUGGAGGCCUUGAGGGAGAUCUCCUCAGCCACUGCACAUUCCCAGCCCUUUGCCUGGAAGAAGAAAGCUCUGAUCAUCAUCUGGGCCAAGGUUCUUCAGCCCUGCCCUGUUAGCCCUUCUGACACUGAAACUCGGUGGCAGGAAGAUGUGUUCUUCUCAGUGGGCAACAUGAUCCCUACUAUCAAUCACACAGUUCUUUUUGAGCUGCUCAAAUCCCUGGAAGCUUCUGGACUCUUUAUCCAGCUCCUGAUGGCCCUGCCUACCACGGUCUGCCGCACAGAACUAGAGCGCUUUUUGGAGCACAUGACUACUGACACUUCAUCCAAAGAUGUGGCCUUCUUCCUCGAUGUCUGGUGGGAGAUGAUGAAACACAAGGGCAAUCAACAGGACCCCCUGCUUGCCCAGUUUAGAAUGAUGGCCCAUAAGUACUUGCCCUCUUCAGAUGAGUUCUCCCAUCCUCCAAAGAGGUUCAAGUCUGACCCAGAUGUGUGUCCUACCAUGCCUCUGUUGGCAAUGCUGCUUCAUGGGCUGAAGCAAAUCCAGAACAGCAUCCAGUGCCUCGGAAUGAAGUGCUGUGCAUUAGCCAACCUGGCUGACAUGCUAACCGUGUUUGCACUGAUGGAGGACGACCCCCAGGAAGUGUCUGCCACUGUAUACCUGGACAAACUGGCCACAGUGAUCUCUGUGUGGAAUUCGGACACUCAGAACCCAUACCACCAACAGGCGCUGGCAGAGAAAGUAAAGGAGGCAGAGCGGGAUGUCAGCCUCACCUCACUGGCCAAGCUCCCAAGCGAGACCGUUUCCCUGGGCUUUGAAUUCAUGCGCAGCUUGCUGCGGGAGUGGGGGGAGGAGCUGCAGGCCAUGCUCAACAGCAGCCGGGGGACCAGUUACGACAGCUACCGGCUAUGUGACAGCCUGACUUCCUUCAGCCAGAACUUGAAGCUCUACCUGGAUACCACCAGCUUGUCCAAGGAGGAGAGGCAAGGGGUCACUGAGCUGGCAGAGAACGUCAAGGACUUCCUGAGGAAGACGAGCCGAGUGCUGAAGAACAAGAGCUUUGAGGACAUCACGGCCUCGAUUGCCAUGGCCAUUAUUGAGCAAAAGAUGGAUCGGCAUAUGGAAAUGUGCUACAUUUUUGCUUCUGAAAAGAAGUGGGCCUUCUCGGAUGAGUGGGUAGCCUGCCUGGUGAAUAACAGGGCUCUCUUCCAAGAACCAGACUUGGUGUUAAAGCUGCUGGAAACGGUGAUAGAAGUCAGCACAGCUGACAGAGCCAUCCCUGAGUUGCAGGUGAAACAAGUGAUUGGCUUGAUUCUGGAAUGUUAUGCAGACCUUUCACUGCCAGAUAAAAAUAAAGUCCUCUCAGGUGUCCUGCAUUCCUGGGGGCAGAAGGGCCUCUCUGGAAAGCUGCUGGCGUACUUGGAGGGUUUUCAGGAAGACCUCAACACCACUUUUAACCAGCUUACACAGAGUGCCUCUGAACAGGGCUUGGCUAAAGCGGUAGCUUCUGUCGCCCGCCUGGUGAUAGUACACCCAGAGAUCACAGUGAAGAAAAUGUGCAGCAUGGCUGUGCUCAAUCUUGGCACUCACAAGUUCCUGGCUCAGAUUCUCACUGCCUUCCCUGCCCUUAGGUUUGUGGGAGAGCAAGAGUCAAGUUCAUCCACCACCUUCAUGGUGUCAUGCCUCAAAGAAGCCAUCUGGACAAAAUUCUCUACACCCAAGGAAGAAAGGCAGUUUCUCGAACUCCUGAGCUGCCUGUUGAAUCCUGUGAAGCCCCAAGGGAUCCCAGUCGCUGCUCUCCUUGAGCCAGAUGAGGUGCUGAAGGAGUUUGUCCUGCCAUUCUUGAUGCUAGAUGUUGAAGAGGUAGACCUCAGCCUGAAGAUCUUCAUCCAGACCCUAGAAGCAAGUGCAUGCUUAGAGGAAUACUGGCUCCAGACCUGCUCCCCAUUCCCCCUCAUCUUCAGCCUGUGCCAACUCCUGAAUGGCUUCAGCAAGUACUGGCAGCUCCCCCGAGAGAAGCGGUGCCUCUCUUUGGAUCGGAAGGAUCUGGUGAUCCACAUCCUGGAGCUCCUUUGUGAGAUCGUGUUAGCCAACGCUGAGACCUUCUCCCCAGAUACCUGGAUCAAGUCCCUGUCCUGGCUCCACCGGAAGUUGGAACAGCUAGACUGGACUGUGGGGCUGAGACUGAAGAGCUUCUUUGAGGGCCACUUUAAGUGCGAGGUGCCAGCCACACUUUUUGAGAUCUGUAAGCUUUCUGACGACGAGUGGACCUCCCAGGUGCACCCAGGGUACGGGCCAGGCACAGGGCUUCUGGCCUGGAUGGAGUGCUGCUGCAUCUCCAGCAGCAUCUCCGAGCAGAUGCUAUCUCUCUUGGUGGUAGAUGUGGGCAAUCCUGAGGAGGUCAGAUUGUUCAGUAAGGGCUUUCUGGUAGCCCUGGUACAGGUCAUGCCCUGGUGCAGCCCCCAGGAGUGGCAGUACCUUCACCAGCUGACCAGGAGCCUGUUGGAGAGACAGCUCCUACAUGUCCCUUACAGCCUGGAGUACAUUCAGUUUGUUCCCCUGCUCAACCUGAAGCCCUUUGCCCGGGAGCUCCAACUCUCCAUACUCUUCCUGAGAGUUUUUCAGUUUCUCUGCAGCCAGAGUUGUCAUAAUUGGCUUCCUGUGGAAGGCUGGAACCACGUGGUCAGACUCCUCUGUAACAGUCUGACCAACCUUCUGGACUCAGUUAGGUUGAUACAGUCAGUUGGCCCUUGGGCCCAAGGACAAGAACAGGACCUGACCCAAGAAACCCUGUUUGUUUACACCCAGGUGUUCUGUCAUGCACUGCACGUUAUGGCCAUGCUCCACCAAGAGGUCUGUGAACCACUCUACGUUCUGGCCUUGGAAAUCCUCACCUGCUAUGAAACCCUGAGCAAGGCCAACCCUUCUAUUAACUCUUUGCUCCAGAAGGUAAAUGAGCAGCGUUUCUUAAAGUCCAUUGCUGAGAACAUUAGCCCUGAGGAGCGGCGUCAAACCCUGCUGCAAAAGAUCAGCAACUUCUGAACUUACCAGCAGUUUCUGACCUUUGCAGGUCAGAAAACUGGGCCUCCACAUGGUGGGUCUGUAAGGGCUCGAGCUGAAAAGCACACAUUACAGUUAUGUGAAACUGUACAAAGAUAAAACAUCUAUGGCAAUAAUGAUGUAAAGAAAAUAGUUUCUUAGGUAUUUGUAACAUACAAACUGUAAUACAAUUCUCUCUUCACCUUGUCUCUUGACUUUUUCUCGGUAGCCAGUGGUUAAAUGUGGUCUGAAAUUGGGUUUAGAGUCUUCAGGGUCAAAUCCUGCUGGGAGGAACAUGUUCAUACCUAGACUCCCCGCCCCCUGCCCAGAUUUUGGCAAAUAAGCCCAAACACAAGUAAAACCCCCCCUCAGUAGAAAAAACAUGACAAGGUAUGUGGGUUAUUUUACAUCAAGACCCUCUUCAGGAGUCACUUCAACAUUUAAAUAUUUUUCAUGAGGUAUCAGAAAGGGCAGCGACCUGGAAAAGAG
This is a messenger RNA of Carlito syrichta (Philippine tarsier), 4128 nucleotides long. It is a transcript of the gene GEMIN4, whose product is annotated as gem nuclear organelle associated protein 4. Gene Ontology annotation, biological process: rRNA processing; spliceosomal snRNP assembly. Gene Ontology annotation, cellular component: SMN complex. The record is from RefSeq and is a predicted model, not a curated record. The coding region runs from base 1 to 3642 and encodes 1213 amino acids. The transcript is spliced from 3 exons. Lineage: Eukaryota; Metazoa; Chordata; Mammalia; Primates; Tarsiidae.